Molecule: messenger RNA, 243 nt
Organism: Paracoccidioides brasiliensis Pb18
Exons: 2
Coding region: 1-243 (80 amino acids)
Source: RefSeq, a predicted model, not a curated record
AUGAUUAUCAUCAUCACCACCACCACCACCACCACCAUCAUCAUUAGCAUAUUCCAUCUCAAAAUACCCCAGGAUCCACUCCGUCUGUCGGGCGACCGCAUGUUCCAAAUCUCGGCUGGGGGCUUCAUCGCCUACGGCCCUUUCCGAGAGAUUUCACAGGCAAAAUGUUCGCCGAUGCCUACGGUCCGCUCUCCUAACAGGGAACUCAACUCAAAACGGAAUACAUCUGCAUCUGGAGCUUAA